AUGCACAUCAAUUUGCAGAACAAGAACCACAGCAUGGCGAACUACCAGCCCGCAAUCUUCUCCGCUUCCCUCGGCCGAGCCUGGCUCCACAACCUCGACGACAAGCUCAAGCAAGCCGCCGACAAGGGGUUCAAAGGCAUCGAGCUAUUCUACGAGGACCUCGAGUACGCCGCCAAGGGAAUAUCCAAGAAUAACUCACCCUCGUCAGAGGACCUGAAGGCCGGCGCUGCACAUAUUCACCAACUAUGCCAAGACCUCGGCCUCACCAUCCUCAGCCUCCAACCCUUCGGUAACUACGACGGGCUGCUCGACCGGGCGCAGCACGACCGCAUGAUCGAAAAGCUCAAAUUCUGGUUCGAGCUCGCCAAGGUGCUGCGCACAGACGCCAUCGGGAUCCCGGCCAACAUGCUGCCCGCGGACCAAGUCACGGAAGACAAGUCGCUCAUCGCGUCGGACCUGCGCGAGAUAGCCGACCUCGGCGCGCGGCAGGACCCGCCCAUACGUUUCGCGUACGAGAACCUGUGCUGGUCGACGCGCAUCGACACGUGGGAGCAGGCGUGGGACAUGGUGCGGCGUGUCGACCGGCCGAACUUCGGCCUCUGCCUCGACACCUUCAACAUCGCCGGCCGCGUGUGGGGCGACCCCACGGCCGCGGACGGCAAGACGGCGAACGCGGACGGCAAGACGGCGAACGCGGACGCGGACCUCGCGGCCUCGCUCGAGCGCCUGGUGCGCGAGGUCGACGUCGCCAAGGUAUUCUACGUGCAGAUCGUGGACGCGGAGCGCAUGGAGACGCCGCUGGUCGAGGGCCACGCCUUCUACGAUGCGAGCCAGCCGGCGCGCAUGAGCUGGUCGCGGAACGCGCGGACGUUCAUGUAUGAGGAGGAACGGGGCGCUUAUCUGCCCGUUGAGAAGGUGGCCAAGGCGAUAUUUGGGGGGUUGGGGUAUAAGGGGUUUGUUUCUCAGGAGUUGUUCUCGCGGACGCUGGUGGAGGAGGGGGAGCGGGUGCCGGGGGAGCAUGCUAGACGCGGCAUCGAGUCUUGGAAGAAAUGCCAGACACGGCUGGGUCUGACAUGA
Molecule: messenger RNA, 1077 nt
Organism: Anthostomella pinea
Lineage: Eukaryota; Fungi; Ascomycota; Sordariomycetes; Xylariales; Xylariaceae
Source: the annotation of a GenBank genome assembly